UACAUCGUCCUAAACACGUGUACUCAGCUGCUUGACGUUUAUAGGCUAGUUUUAAUCAGUGGUGGUGUCUUUUAUUCAUUUCACUAGAUUUGUUGCAAGUAGAUAAUAAGGGUAAAUCGUUUAUGAUUAGUGUCAUGGAUCAGUGAUGCGUUUGUUUGUUUCUUUUUAGGUGUUAAGUGUGUUCAUAAGUGCGUGAGACAUGAACAUGAGCAGCAGUUUCAGUCUUUGUAGAUUUGCUUUGAGGAAAUGUUUGUCUCGACGCCUUCAAGGAGACAUUUAUGACCGAUAUUAUUGCUCUAAAUCAUCUUCUGCUGAUCAGAGCAGAGUGAUGCAGUUAAAAACUAAAAUGGCAUGUGGUCCCAGUUUUCAGGACUUUAUCAAGAGUUCUGACAAGAGCUUUGAUGCUUGCAAUGAUGAAUAUGAGGAGCACCUCAUUCCUGAAUGCACAACAGAGCCCUCACAGAAAGUGUAUUUUGAGACGUACGGCUGUCAGAUGAAUGUCAGUGACACUGAAAUUGCUUGGUCCAUUCUUCAGAAAGCGGGAUAUUUACGGACACAUGAGCUGCCAGAGGCAGAUGUUGUAUUGCUUGUCACUUGCUCCGUAAGAGAAAAGGCAGAGCAAACAAUCUGGAACCGACUCAAACAUCUCACUGCCUUAAAGACGAGGUCUCAAAAACACAACAGUUCAUUAAAAAUAGGUGUCUUAGGUUGCAUGGCGGAAAGACUAAAGUCUAAAUUACUUGAGCAGGAGAAGUUGGUGGAUAUUUUGGCAGGGCCAGACGCGUACAGAGACCUGCCCCGAUUACUGUCUCUUGCUUACGGAGGUCAGAGGGCCAGUAAUGUGUUGCUAUCAUUAGAGGAGACUUACGCUGAUGUCAUGCCUGUCCAUCAAACUCUGGAGGGUCACAGUGCUUUUGUGUCCAUCAUGCGUGGCUGUGAUAACAUGUGUAGUUACUGUAUAGUGCCUUUCACUCGUGGCAGAGAGAGGAGCAGACCCCUGUCUUCCAUAUUGGAGGAGGUCCGCGUGCUCUCAGAUCAGGGGGUGAAGGAGGUCACCCUCCUGGGGCAGAAUGUGAACAGCUAUAGAGACUUGUCUGAACAGCAGUUUACCUGUUCUGAGGGAAGCACUCAGCUCAGCCGAGGCUUCAAGACCGUGUACCGUACAAAACAGGGAGGUCUCCGCUUUUCAGACCUUUUGGACAGAGUAUCCCUAAUUGAUCCAGAAAUGAGGAUCCGCUUCACCUCACCACAUCCUAAAGACUUCCCUGAUGAGGUGUUACAGUUAAUUCAGGAGAGAAGGAACAUUUGCAAGCAGAUCCAUUUGCCAGCACAGAGUGGCAGCAGUCGUGUUCUUCAUGCUAUGAGACGUGGUUACACCCGAGAGGCUUAUCUUGAUCUAGUGAAAAACAUUCGUGAAAUAAUCCCAGGAGUCAGUAUAAGUAGUGAUUUCAUCACAGGAUUCUGUGGAGAGACUGAAGAAGAUCAUCAGCAGACGCUUUCCCUUAUCAGGGAGGUGGGCUAUAACGUGGGAUUUCUCUUCGCAUACAGCAUGAGGAAGAAAACCCAUGCAUAUCAUCGACUGCAAGAUGACGUUCCUGCACCAGUAAAAAGAAUGGCUUCUUCUCCUUUCCUGGUAACCUGCAUCACCUGUCAUAUGUAUAGUUUAUCAAUCUCUGUCGGCAGCGAGGGAUUCACAUGUGAUAAAUGCAGGGAAAUAGUUAGGCUGACAGAGAAGAUUUCAGAACUAGAGAAACGCAUCCAAACUUUAAUCGAGGAUAGUAAGAAUGUGAGGGCAUUAGAUAUGGCUUUGGAUGCGACUAUCUUAGGAAGUCCCGUACAUUGUUCGGUUCCGGUAACUUCGCCUUUGCAGCAGGGCAACUGGGUGACUGUGAGACGGCAUAGUCGCGGGUCAAAACACCGCUCUUCCGUUCCGAUCAGAACAUCAAACAGGUUCUCCCCACUCAGUGACGCACCCACUGAGAAACCUGAUCAAAGUGCUCUAGUUAUUGGCGAUUCUAUUGUACGGAACGUGAAAAUAGAGACACCAGCCACCAUAGUCCAGUGUUUACCGGGAGCCAGAGCGCCUGACAUCUUGGCAAAUUUAAAAGUGCUGGCUAAUGCUAAACGUAAAUUCAGUAAGAUCGUUAUUCACGUCGGCACAAAUGAUGUUCGACUUCGCCAGUCGGAGAUCACUAAAAAUAAUGUUAAAGAGGUGUGUGAACUUGCAAGUAUGAUGUCAGACACUGUAAUUUGCUCUGGCCCCCUCCCUGCGUAUCGUGGUGACGAGAUACAUAGCAGACUGUCGUCACUAAAUGGCUGGAUGUCUAAGUGGUGCCCGCAGAAUAACAUAGGUUUCAUAGACAAUUGGACAAGUUUUUGGGGCAGACCUGACCUGUUGAAAAGAGAUGGUCUUCAUCCCUCCAGGGGUGGUGCUGCUCUUCUCUCUAGUAAUAUGGCAUAUAGUCUUAGAGUUUGCACUUGA
Labeo rohita (rohu) is the source of this 2482-nucleotide messenger RNA. RefSeq names its product CDK5 regulatory subunit associated protein 1 (gene cdk5rap1). The transcript is spliced from 12 exons. The record is from RefSeq and is a predicted model, not a curated record. Gene Ontology annotation, biological process: negative regulation of cyclin-dependent protein serine/threonine kinase activity; tRNA modification. NCBI's taxonomy places the organism in Eukaryota, Metazoa, Chordata, Actinopteri, Cypriniformes, Cyprinidae. Gene Ontology annotation, molecular function: tRNA-2-methylthio-N(6)-dimethylallyladenosine(37) synthase activity; 4 iron, 4 sulfur cluster binding. Gene Ontology annotation, cellular component: mitochondrion; cytosol. Bases 200 to 2482 code for a protein of 760 amino acids.